Molecule: messenger RNA, 1603 nt
Organism: Tuber melanosporum (Perigord truffle)
Lineage: Eukaryota; Fungi; Ascomycota; Pezizomycetes; Pezizales; Tuberaceae
Exons: 2
Coding region: 1337-1603 (88 amino acids)
Source: RefSeq, a predicted model, not a curated record
CGAUCACAAGUCGCAAUAUAACAUUCCCAGCUUACUCGCACCGAUAUCACGGCCGCGCAGGCAUUCACCAGCCGGGGAAUCACCCCAGCGUCGAUCACACCGGCUGGGCAAUACAUAUAGCCCCCAUCACUCCCAACCUUGGGCGGGAGGAGGUGUGGCCGACGGCGAAUUCAAAUACCGGUACUUCCUUCCCCAUUUCCCCUCCCCCCAGGGACGAUGUGAGCCCUGCUACCCGUCAUUGGACGCGACUACCAACAACUCUAUUUCAAGUCACUCGUAAUCAAUCGCUAGACCCGCUUAUCUUUGUCACGACUGAUUACGCAGACUGAAACCUUCUUCCUGCGCGGUCGCAGUGUCCACAGCGCGGCGGCCAGUAUCAUACAUAACUCGAGUAUCGUGCCGUAAGACUUACGAGCUAACCGCCGCGCAUGCUGGCACUCGGCACAGAUGGGUAUUUAUCAUAACUUGCAUGUAAGUGGGUGAGUAAGCGCAGGGCUGUGCUGCCGACGUAUCGUGCAGUAUCAUAUGAUACCGGGGUUGGAGCGGUGAUGGUACUGUAGGUAAUGGUGAUCGGGAGCUUCAUAUCAUACUUGUGUCAUACGUUGAGGUAGAGUAUGUGAGGGGUGGGGUAAAAUCCCGGUAUUCAAGUAUCGUACCGGUGGCGGUGGUGAAGGUUUGGAGGGACUUGUUUUGAUGGGCGAUUCUGAGGUGUCUUCACCUAAUUCACUACUGUUCUGCUGUUACAGUAUCGUGCGUUCCCUUCCUAGAUAUAUAACUCGCCGCGGGAUAGUUCUACCAGCGUGCGAGCAGGUUAUCAUACCUCCCUCCUUCGCCUCAUAACAUGCCGUACCCAUAAUCGCCAUACAUCAUCAUCAUCAUCUCUCCUCCGGAUAACUAUUCUAUUGGUAAACCCGACUUCCUUUUCCCCCCUCAUCCAACCCCCACCACCCAUUACCGGCCAGUACGGCGGUGAUCCCCUCACGAAUAAUCACUCGCUCCAAGAGAAACUGCAGAUCACUCCAUUGUGUAGAGUACGCUGCUCAUCCACCCACCCGUUUGCGCACUCACCAUACCGCAAGAUCUCCGUAAAUCUUUCUCUCGCCACUCCUUCCCCCACUUCUCUCUCAUACUAUACGUGUGCUAUACUCGGCACGCAUACAGUGCGCAAAUCCGUGGGCAGCGGAAAGAGAAAAAAAAAAUCUCUCAGCUUCACGAGCUUGAGCACUUACCCACCCCAAGACAAUCUAACAAUCUACAAGUACCGAACUAUCGAAGUAUACGGCAGUGGGGUACGAGUACGGUACGGUAGGUGAAGGGAAGGGAUCCGUGGGUUUGGAUGGAUUUAUUGCCGUGCUGUUGCAGUGCUCGUACCGGUACAAGUAUUUCCACGACCGGUACUCGAGCGCUGUACCGGCACGUGCUUAUACCACCCAUCCAGAGAAGUGGAGGGGGGAAGCUGAAACUGGUCAAAGUUAUUCUCCGAUUUGUCGGUCCUUCUUUCGUCAGAUGGGUGGUGGAAGCUGAAACGUUGAAGGGGUGGAAUAUUUUCUCGCGGCGCUUAUUUGUGGUGUACGGUAUGUUAAUUAUGGUGAUGAUAAGCUAA